AUGAGACAAGUGGGCCGUAUAUAUGAAAAGAUCUAUCUGAACAAAGACACCGCACUGCAGACGGCCAAGAACCAUGCGGCCGCGCUCAUGAUGAAACCUUUCGGUAGCGGGCACAUCGGCGUCAAUGGCUAUGUUAUGAUGUACCUCGCGAAAUGGAAGCGUUUUGCUGUUCUGCUGCUCUUCGUAUGGAUUGUCGUCACCUAUCUUGUUAUAUCGCCAUUGAGAUGCGACGGAAGCACAGAGGAAGCAGUGGAGUUCCAAGAUAGAUUGAGGAAGGUGUCGUUGCAACUUGAGUCUCUCAAAAUACAACACAAUAAGCUCAUCUCUCAAGUCAAAAAGUCAUCUGGUCUUAACGCAAAUCUCAAAGACAUAGACACGACGUCAUUCUUCGACGCCGUCGGAGGUCCAUCAGAAGAAUAUGAGAAUCUCAGGAGGAGAAUAUUCUCGAAUACAAAGGAGCUGUGGUACUUCGUCAACCACGAGCUGACGAAGCUCAGCAAAGGAGACAUCAAGGUGGAUAAGGUGCAAGGGCUCUUAGAACAAGUUGCACAUAGGAAGAGCUUUAUUCUAUCAGACCAGCAGAAGCUUCCAGAGUUAGAUGGCUACCAGGACUGGCGGCAGCUGGAAGCGGCCAACGUCAGCGACCUAGUCCAACGGAGACUUAAGUAUCUUCAGAAUCCGAGCGACUGCAGAGACGCUAGGAAGGUCAUCUGUAACUUAAACAAGGGUUGCGGGUUUGGCUGCCAACUGCAUCACAUAGUGUAUUGCUUAAUAUUUGCAUACGCUACCGAGAGAACCCUUAUACUCAACUCUAAGGGUUGGAGGUACAACACUAAAGGGUGGGAGUACGUAUUCCAUCCCAUAUCAGAAAGCUGCGUCAGCGCAUACGAUGACAAAGUUGUACAAUGGCCAGCGAACUACGAUCCAAAGGUCGUGUCCCUACCGUUUAUCGACUCCAUAUCCCAGAAGCCGAAAUUUUUGCCACUCGCUGUCCCAUCCGACCUAGCACACCGGAUAGUGCGUUUCAAUGGCGACCCUUCCUCGUGGUGGAUCGGACAGAUGCUGAAGUAUAUAUUGAAGCCUCGGCCUGCGAUGCAGCGUGCUAUUAACGAGACCAUAGCCAAGAUGCACUUCAAGCGGCCUAUCGUUGGAAUACACAUUCGUCGCACAGAUAAAGUGGGAACAGAAGCGGCAUUCCACAGUAUAGACGAAUAUAUGGUGCAUGUGAAACAAUAUUACGACCAGCUCGAGUUAACGCAGCCGGUCGAUGCGAGAAGAGUCUAUCUAGCCAGUGAUGAUGCGAAUGUAUUAGGAGACGCUCGUACGAAAUACCCAGAUUACGAGUUCCUCGGCGACCCGUCUAUAGCAAAAACGGCCGCCACGCAUCGUCGAUACACGCCGGUGUCCCUCACCGGUCUGUUGGUGGAUUUGCAUAUGCUGGCCAUGUGCGAUUAUAUUGUGUGCACGUUUAGUAGUCAGGUCGGCAGAGUGGCGUACGAGAUGAUGCAAACGAACCGCGUAGACGCGUCGGAUAGUUUCUAUUCUCUAGACGACAUAUACUACUUCGGUGGCCAAAACGCUCACAACAGACGUGCCAUUAUGGACCACUCGCCGCAGGAGGCGCACGAGAUAGCUUUCCAGGUCGGAGACUUAAUCGGAGUCGCCGGGAACCAUUGGAAUGGUUUCGGACGAGGGACCAAUAAGAGGACUAAUAUGAACGGCCUAAUUCCCUGGUACAAGACGGCGGAUCACCUCGUCUUGUACCCAUUCCCUGAGUACAAGCAAGUCAGUAAUUACGACACAAGGCAGAACGACUUAUAG
Leptosia nina is the source of this 1821-nucleotide messenger RNA. The record is from the annotation of a GenBank genome assembly. NCBI's taxonomy places the organism in Eukaryota, Metazoa, Arthropoda, Insecta, Lepidoptera, Pieridae.